Bubalus bubalis (water buffalo) is the source of this 3196-nucleotide messenger RNA. Its product is annotated as zinc finger protein 420-like. Lineage: Eukaryota; Metazoa; Chordata; Mammalia; Artiodactyla; Bovidae. Gene Ontology annotation, biological process: regulation of immune system process; negative regulation of transcription by RNA polymerase II; regulation of cytokine production. The coding region runs from base 305 to 3040 and encodes 911 amino acids. The record is from RefSeq and is a predicted model, not a curated record. The transcript has 7 exons.
AGAAGUUCCCGCCCUAAAUCCUCCCUUCCUGAGGUCUCAGGAGUGCUGAGUGUGAGGCUGCAGCUCUUGGCUCAUGGACCUGAGUCUUCCUCUUACAUUGUUUCAAAAACCCUCACAGGCUGGGUCAGGUAACCUGGUAGUUCUGUCCUUUAUCUCUCACGAAUUGUACUGUGGCCUGCAUUCUGAAACGCAAAAAGAAAGGAGAACUAGCAGGGGUGGUCUGCAAAGAGAACGCAGGAAAGAUGUGAGUUUGUGACAAAAUAUCCCCAGAAGAGACACAGAGCUGGAGGAAGAAGAGGAGGAAAUGGCAGCUUCUCAGGGAUGGCUGAUGUUCCAGGACGUGACCAUAGACUUCACUCAAGAGGAGUGGGAAUGCCUGGACCUCGAUCAGCAGGAAUUGUACAGGGACGUGAUGUUAGAGAACUAUGGGAACCUGGCCUCCUUGGGUCUUGUGGUCUCUAAGCUGGACCUGGUUGCCUUUUUGGAGCAAAUGAAGAAUCCCUGGGAUAUAAGGAGAAUGGACACAACAGCCACAUACCCAUGUAGGUGUGAAUGGAUGGAGCUGAUGACUCAGGGAUGGCUGACAUUCCGGGAUGUGGCCAUAGACUUCACUCAAGAGGAGUGGGAAUGCCUGGACCUCGGUCAGCGGGAAUUGUACAGGGACGUGAUGGUAGAGAACUACAGGAACCUGGCCUGCUUGGGUCUUGUGGUCUCUAAGCCAGAUUUGGUCAUCUUUCUGGAGCAAAUGAAGGAUCUCAGGAAUAUAAGGAGAAUGGAGACAAUAGGCAUAUACCCAGCUAUGUCUCCUCAAGACACCCAGGAUUUGAUGCCAAAGAAACCAAGGGUAGAAGAUUUGUUCCCAAAAGCAAACCUAGGAAUAUAUGAAAGAUUUCACCUCAGAAACUUGCAAUUAAUGAAAGACUCAGAACAUACAAAGGCAUGUGAAAGACAGAAAGGAUGUUUAUAUGGACAUAAAGAAAUUGAGACAGUUACAGACGAUAUAGACAUUACUGCAGAAAGAAAUGAGCUACAUGAGUCAAACUGGGGAAAACACCCAUUUCAGGCUUCAACAUCUGCUGAGAAGUGUAAGUUUUUCAGAAAAAAUUUACAUUGUUUUUUGAAACAUACUUGUUCUCUGAAAGGAAAUGUGGAAAAUCUGGAAGGUCCUCCAGUAUCUACUGUAAAUACUCAUUCAAACCACUCUGAGCAUAGGCUUCGAUUAAACAUAUAUUUAAACAUGUCUGAAAACCAGAAAUUUAAAAAUGAUGGGGAAAACUCACAAUGUAAUCAAUUUGAGGGAUCUGUUAGCAGAAAGUCAUUAUUCUUCCACCAACAGAUAUUUUCUCUCCAUUCCAAGGUGUGUAAUGUUGAUGAUAGUGGAAGAGAUGUAAUCCAACCAUCAUUGUUCAAUACAUCCCAUGAUAUGGUUAAUACAGAAGAACUUUCUGUGUGUAAUAAAAUGAAUCAGACCUUAAGUAAGAGCUCCAGGUCCAGUAAUUACACAAUUAUUUACGAUGGAGUGAAGGUCUAUUCAUGCAAUGAAACUGGGCAUAACUUUGAACAAGACUCAAACUUUAUGGAACACCAGGGAGCUCAAUCUUCACACAAGGAUUCUAAAAGUAAUAAACGUAGGAAUAUCUUUUAUCAAGCAUCAGGUCUUCCUCUAAAGAGUAUUCAUAGUGGAGAGAAAAGUUACAAUUGUAGUGAAUAUGGUAAAGUUUCUAAUGAGUCUUCAAAUCUUAUUCAACAGCAGAGGAUUCAGAAUUCACAGAAACAGUACAAGUGUAAUAAAUGUGGGAAAGUCUUUAACAACACGUCUAAUAUAAGUAAACAUAGGAAAAUACAUUCAGGAAGCAAACCUUUCAAGUGUACAGAAUGUGCCAAAGCCUUUAAUCAGAGUUCAAACCUUAGUCACCAUCGACAAAUCCAUACUGGCAGGAAACCUUAUAAAUGUAAGGAAUGUGGCAAAGUGUUUAUCUAUUUCUCAAAUCUUAGUCAACAUCAGCGAAUUCAUAUUGGGGACAAACCUUAUAAAUGUGCAAAGUGUGGCAAAGCCUUUAAUCAGAACUCAAAUCUUACUCGACACCAGCGAACUCAUACUGGAGAGAAACCUUAUAAAUGUAAGGAUUGUGGCAAAGCCUUUAGCCGGCGCUAUGGUCUUACUCAACACCAGCGAAUUCAUACUGGAGAGCAACCUUAUAAAUGUAAAGAAUGUGGAAAAGCCUUCAAUAAAAACUCAAAUCUUACUCAACACAAGCGAAUUCAUACUGGAGUGAAACCUUAUAAAUGUAAGGAUUGUGGCAAAGCCUUUAGCCAGCGCUAUGGCUUUACUCAACAUCAGUUAAUUCAUACUGGAGAGAAAGCUUAUAAAUGUAAAGAAUGUGGAAAAGAGUUUAGUCAAUACUCAACUCUUACUAAACACCAGCGAAUUCAUACAGGAGAGAAACCUUAUAAAUGUAAAGAAUGUGGAAAAGCAUUUAAUAAAAACUCAACUCUUACUAAACACCAGCGAAUUCAUACCGGAGAGAAGCCUUAUAAAUGUAAAGAUUGUGGCAAAGCCUUUAGCCAGCGCUAUGGUUUUACUCAACAUCAGUUAAUUCAUACUGGAGAGAAACUUUAUAAAUGUAAAGAAUGUGGAAAAGCCUUUAGUCAAUCCUCAACUCUUACUAAACACCGGCGAAUUCAUACAGGAGAGAAACCUUAUAAAUGUAAAGAAUGUGGAAAAACCUUUAAUCGAAAUUCAAAUUUUACUAAACAUCAGAUAAUUCAUACUGGAGAGAAACCCUACAAAUGUGAAGAAUGUGGCAAAGCCUUUAGCCAGCGCUAUGGUUUUACUCAACAUCAGUUAAUUCAUACUGGAGAGAAACCCUACAAAUGUGAAGAAUGUGGAAAAGCCUUUAGUCAAUCCUCAACUCUUACUAAACACCGGCGAAUUCAUACAGGAGAGAAACCUUAUAAAUGUAAAGAUUGUGGCAAAGCCUUUAGGCACAGAAGUCAUCUCACUAGGCAUCUCAGUGUGCAUACUGGAGAGAAACCCUAGUAAUGAAAUAAGUGAUGGAAGAAGUUUGUCCUAAACAUACAUGUUAGAAAACACAAGACCAUUUAUAUAAGAAAGAUAUGGAAUGAUGGAGAAAUGUAAAAGAAAAAAAAAAUGUAGAAAAUGGUUUAAUGAAAAACGAAAUCUAAAUAAAUUCCA